AUGAAGUUUGUAGCUUUGGUAUCUGGUGGGAAGGAUUCUUGUUUCAAUAUUAUACAUUGCUUGAAACAGGGUCAUGAGCUUGUCGCACUCGCAAACCUUUACCCUUCUACCAAUAUACAAGAGUUAGACAGUUUUAUGUUUCAAACUGUUGGAUUCGAUAUUGUAGAACAGUAUACGAAAUGUAUUAAUAAUAUACCUCUAUUUAGGCAGCCUAUUGAAAAAAAUUCGUCAAAGAACGUAGAUCUAAACUACAUUGAAACGGAAGAUGAUGAGAUCGAAGAAUUAUAUACACUUUUAUUGAAGGUAAAACAAGAUAUACCCGAUUUGGAAGCCGUUAGUGUAGGUGCAAUCCUUUCUUCCUACCAAAGGACGAGAGUCGAAAAUGUUUGCCAGAGACUAAAUUUGACGGCUCUCAGUUAUCUAUGGCAAAGGUCACAAGAAGUAUUGAUGAAUGAAAUGUGCUUAAUGUCGAAACAAGAUGAUGAGCUUAAUAAAAUACAAUGUGCAAAGUUAGAUGCUCGAAUAAUUAAAGUCGCUGCUAUUGGAUUGGAUGCUUCUCAUUUAGGUAAAACAUUACCACAGAUUCUACCCGUGAUGACCAAACUUAACAGAAUGUAUGACGUUCAUAUCUGUGGCGAAGGAGGAGAGUUUGAAUCAAUGGUUAUUGAUGCACCUUUCUUCAAUGGUGGGUAUCUAGAGCUGGAAGAUGUACUACGUGACACGGAAUGCAAUAAUAACGGUGACGGUGUUUUCAGCGCUAACCUUAAGGUGAAUUUCAAGGAAAGAACCCUUCCUAACCAAUAUCUACAGCAACAGUUGGAACAUCUGCCAACUCCUUCUAUGUUCGACAAUAAAUGGAAUGAUCUUUUGGAGGAGGUCAGACUUUGUGAUCAAAAAAAAAUACCCGAUGAGAGUUUAUUCAAAGAAAAAGAAACAGAUAUUACAUUUCCCUUUUCCAUUCUUGAGAGUGGGUCGAUUCUAUAUAUCUCGAAUAUUCACACUUCUGAAAUUAUAGGAACCACUGUAGAAGAGCAGACUCAAAAUAUUUUUACUCAACUUCGCAAUACGCUUAAAAAGCAUGAAGUUUGUCCAUCUCAAAUUUUGAAUUCAAGUUUGAUACUUUCUGACAUGAACAAUUUCUCAAGAGUGAAUAUGAUAUACAAUCAAUUUUUCGAUACAUCUAGGUGGGGACCACUUCCACCGUCAAGAACAUGUAUAGGUUCCAAGAGAUUAGGACGUAAUAUCCUUGUCCAACUUUCUGUGAUCGUAGAUAAAUCCCAUGGAAUCGAACAUGUCAGAAGAGUUAAAACCAACACAUCCAUUACUAUUAACUCUGACAAGAACGGUUUACAUGUACAAGGGAGAUCGUAUUGGGCACCAUGUAAUAUUGGGCCAUACUCCCAGGCUAUAUGGAGUACUAACGAUAUAAACCAAGUUACAUAUAUCAGUGGUCAAAUUGCACUAAACCCAAGUGAUAUGACUUUAAUUGAUGAUGCAGACCAAGAAGGUCAAGCUGUUCUUUCUUUAAAACAUUUUGAUACAUUGAAACAAACCACAAACUCAUCUCACCAACUCUCCAUGAUUUGUUAUAUCACAAACUGUGAUAUGGUCGGCACUGUAUGUAAUACAUGGAGAUUAUACUGUUCUGACAUGGAUAUAAAAUCCGAUCACUGGAUGGAUACUGAAGAAGAUCCAAUCGAAUGUUUAAUUAUUGUAAGAGUAUCUGAAUUACCAAGGGGUGCGCUAUGUGAAUGGGGUGGUGUGUCAUGCAAAGAAUUGAAGACUACUGAUGAUUAUGAUACUGACUUAGAUAUUGGGAAUUUUGAGCGGAGAAGAGGCGGAGACGCUGCUUUACUAGAGUUUGCGACAAAUAUCGAAGGAUUGACUAUUACAGAGUCCUUUUGUAGAAAUACUGUAAUAUCUCAAAACACAGAACGUUACUUUGCAACAGUAUUCUGUGAUUCUGAUAAGGAAUUGAUCAUAUUUUUGAAAAAUAAGAGAGAUCGUGCCCAUGUAACCUUGUAUUUUAACCCAGACGCUUGUAAAAACUUCAAGAACCUCCAUUCUAGCGACUGCUCAUCAAAAAUUACCGUAUGUCCUGUUGACCAGGUUUUUGAUUGCUUCGGUGUAGCUCAUCAAUUUGGUUUACAUAUAUCUACAAAUAUUCGUUAA
This is a messenger RNA of Maudiozyma barnettii, 2172 nucleotides long. RefSeq names its product diphthine--ammonia ligase (gene DPH6). Gene Ontology annotation, biological process: protein histidyl modification to diphthamide. Gene Ontology annotation, molecular function: diphthine-ammonia ligase activity. NCBI's taxonomy places the organism in Eukaryota, Fungi, Ascomycota, Saccharomycetes, Saccharomycetales, Saccharomycetaceae. The coding region runs from base 1 to 2172 and encodes 723 amino acids. The record is from RefSeq and is a predicted model, not a curated record. The transcript has a single exon.